Messenger RNA from Cucurbita moschata (crookneck pumpkin), 1253 nucleotides. RefSeq names its product NAC domain-containing protein 21/22-like. The coding region runs from base 154 to 1029 and encodes 291 amino acids. Gene Ontology annotation, molecular function: DNA binding. The record is from RefSeq and is a predicted model, not a curated record. Gene Ontology annotation, biological process: regulation of DNA-templated transcription. Lineage: Eukaryota; Viridiplantae; Streptophyta; Magnoliopsida; Cucurbitales; Cucurbitaceae. The transcript has 3 exons.
CCAACCCAACCACAUCCUUAUUUCUUAUUGCAUACCCAUUUCUUUGAACCCUUCUUUCUCUUAAAUUCCCCUUUUAAAAAGUUCUUGGAUUCUGUGUUGAAUUGGAUUCCCAGAAUUUGCAUCCAGCCCUUGAAGAGUUCGUAAAUUACAGUAAUGGGGCUUAAAGAUAUUGGAGCUUCACUACCCCCAGGGUUUAGAUUUUAUCCGAGUGAUGAAGAGUUGGUGUGCCAUUAUCUUUACAAGAAGAUUAUGAACGAGCAAGUGGUUAAGGGCACUCUUGUGGAGAUUGACUUGCAUACUUGUGAGCCAUGGCAGCUUCCUGAGGUGGCGAAGCUGAAUAGCAACGAGUGGUACUUUUUCAGCUUUCGAGAUCGAAAAUACGCAACGGGAUUUCGGACGAAUCGCGCUACGACAUGUGGGUAUUGGAAAGCUACUGGAAAAGAUCGAACGGUGGUGGAUCCUUCAACCAGGGAGAUCGUAGGGAUGAGAAAGACUUUGGUGUUUUAUAGGAACAGAGCUCCAAAUGGGAUUAAAACGGGAUGGAUUAUGCAUGAAUUUCGGUUUGAGGCCCCACAUCUGCCCCCAAAGGAGGACUGGGUUUUAUGUAGAGUGUUUCAAAAGGGCAAGCAAGAAGAGCACAGCAUCAAACUCAACCAACAUUUUACAUUUGAAGAUUUCGAGUGCGUUCCCACUGUCAUCCGAGCUCCAUCUCCCCCUCCAAGCGACCCGAGUCCGAUCGCCAUGCCUUGUGGCUACAAUGUCGAUAUCGCUUCAUUAUCCUCAAUGGCUCCCCAUCAGAGUCAUGGCUACAUUGGCAGCUGUUCUUUUCUCCAUCUCCUUCAACUUCCUCAAGAAAAAGAUGACAAUAAUAAUAAUCCCAAAGCUGAUCAACUUUUUUGCCCCAAAAAUGACUCUGAUUAUGGGGUUUUGUGGGACAUGGAUUUGGAAGAACAUACGUUUCAAGAUGGCGCCAUUUCGAACUUGGAUCAAAUGGCCUUCGACGUCGAAAGCAGCCUGGUUUUCCUCUGAACUCGUAUCUAUCUGCUACUGCACAUCUCAAUGGGUUGUUUGUUCAUAUAUAGUUUGUAUAUGGUUUGGUGUUUGGAUUUAGGAGAGUGUUUGGGGCAUUGUUGUGUGCUUAGGGACACACUUGGAUUUCAUUUUUUCCUUUAAAUCUUUGUUCUUGUUGUACACAAAAUUAGUUAAACUUGUAAUAAAGAAAUUUAGUUAGCCGCAUUACUGUGGAUGUAAUA